AUGAAGAACCGUACAGAAGUGACAGAGUUCAUCCUCCUCGGACUAACCAGAGCUCCAGAGCUCCAAGUCCCCCUCCUUAUCAUGUUCACCCUUGUAUACUUUGUCAAUGUGGUUGGAAACCUGGGGGUGAUCAUUUUGAUUCUUUGGGACUUUCAUCUCCACACUCCCAUGUACUUUUUCCUCAGUCACCUGUCUCUAGUGGACUUUUGUUACUCUUCAGCUGUCACUCCCACGGUCAUAGCUGGGCUCCUCAUAGGAGGCAAGGUCAUCUCCUACAAUGCAUGUGCUGCUCAAAUGUUCUUUUUUGCAGCCUUUGCCACUGUGGAAAAUUUCCUCUUGGCCUCAAUGGCCUAUGACCGCUAUGCUGCAGUGUGCAAACCCCUGCACUACACCAUGACAAUGACAACAAGUGUGUGUGCGUGUCUGGUCAUAAUUUGUUAUGUCUGUGGUUUCUUGAAUGCCUCCAUACACAUUGGGGAAACAUUCAGUCUCUCUUUCUGUAUGUCAAAUGAAGUCCAUCACUUUUUCUGUGAUGUUCCACCAGUCAUGGCUCUGUCUUGCUCUGAUAGACAUGUGAAUGAACUAGUUCUUGUUUAUGUAGCCAGCUUCAAUAUCUUUUCUGCCAUCCUAAUUAUCUUGAUCUCUUAUCUAUUCAUAUUUGUCACCAUCCUAAAGAUGCACUCAGCUGCAGGAUACCAGAAGGCUUUGUCCACCUGUGCCUCCCACCUCACUGCAGUCACCAUCUUCUAUGGGACUAUUAUCUUUGUGUACUUACAGCCCAGCUCCAGUCACUCCAUGGACACAGACAAAAUGGUGUCUGUGUUCUAUACGAUGGUCAUCCCCAUGCUGAACCCCCUGGUCUAUAGCCUGAGGAACAAGGAAGUGAAGAGUGCAUUCAAGAAAGUUGUUGAGAAGGCAAAAUUGCCUUUAUUAUUGUGA
Molecule: messenger RNA, 939 nt
Organism: Saimiri boliviensis boliviensis (Bolivian squirrel monkey)
Lineage: Eukaryota; Metazoa; Chordata; Mammalia; Primates; Cebidae
Product: olfactory receptor 5B3-like
Biological process (GO): G protein-coupled receptor signaling pathway
Cellular component (GO): membrane
Molecular function (GO): G protein-coupled receptor activity; olfactory receptor activity
Source: RefSeq, a predicted model, not a curated record